CUUUACAACCAGCGACACCGCAGAUGCCAUCUGUUUAGCAUCGGUUUGUACAAUAAUCCCGUGUGUAUUGCAGCGACCUGGCUACUAUCAUAGAGCGGAGUACAAUGACAACCUGGUGAAUGUAGGAUAAUCUAUCUAACCAACGGAAUGCAAUACAACCGGAAUAAAGGACCGUUCCGGGUGAGCAUCACCAACCGGGAGUGAUGAGAAGAACCACGGAGAGACAGGACCGUGUUUCUGCUGUCGUCUGUCAAGGGUAUUCUUCCUGUGUGUUGUGGACUGAACAUUUAUUCUUCCAGCACCCUCCUCCUCCUCCCCUCCUCCACCGGUGUCGUCUGGGGGUUGUAACAUGGAGAGCUCCAGUGGCUCUGGGAUCAGCGAAUCCACCAAACCGCCAAACCACCAGUUGGAGAAGAAACGGUUAAACCGAGCAUCGUCUCCGGCCAGGCCGUUCCUGAAGGAUGUCCACUCCUUCCGCUCCUCGCCCAAACCAACGGUUAUCGUACCAAAAUCCCCCAAACUGACCAAACAUCAGCACUCUUCUCCUGUGCCCGUGUCAUCCAAUCAAAGCCGCAUCACCAGGCGCACCCCAACCGGAGCGAAGGAUAACAAACCGGCCGCGGUGAAAAGUCACAGCACCAAGUCCUCCACAGGCACGAGAAAGACUGUUAAGGUAAUCCAACAUGCAGCCCCGGAGCAUAAAACGACCGCCGCCAGCAAACCGACAUCGCACAGCAGUCCACACCUCGCCCUCAAAGCCAAGAAGAGUAAAAUAGCCACUCUGACCGCGUCUCACCACCGCCCACUCAGCCAUGGCUCACCAAUCCGCGUCCCAACCGGUGCUAUCCCUGUCGGCAGGGUCAGUCAGACGGACAGCAACUCCGAUCUCUCCGACUGUCCCUCUGAGCCCCUAUCCGAAGAACAACGCCUGACCGCGGCCGCCAGCAGCGACGGGGAGUCGGGGGGCUCUGGGUCCAGCGACAGGGAUCAUGUGGGAGCGGAUUAUCCUCUGCAGGCAGGAGCAUCAGCAACAGACGCGGCAGGGGCUACUGCUUGUAGUGGUGGGGUUUCAUUGCGCACCGCGGAGAGUAGCGCGGAGGGUGCGGUAGUGGCAGCAGCGGGGAAAGGCGGCAUGUCUCGGGCUCCAGGAGCAGGUGCUCACGGUCACGGAGGAGAUGGGAGUAAACAGGAGAAAUCGUUAACAAGCGCAUCAUUUAUAAAACUGGAAUGCAGCAAGGAGAUAAUCGAGGAGGAUUUGAUACGGGAAAUUGAAGACCUACGUUCUGAAAACGACUACCUCAAGGAUGAAGUGGAGGAGCUGCGUGCAGAGAUGGAGGAGGCCCGGGACAGUUACCUGGAGGAGGAGGUGUAUCAGGUGCAGGAGUUACAGAGGGAGCUGGACCGGUCCAAUAAGAAGUGCCGGAUCCUCCAGUACCGUCUCCGUAAGGCGGAGCAGAAGAGCCUCAGAGUGGCCCAGACUGGACAUGUAGAUGGAGAGCUGCUACGCAACCUGGAACAGGACAUCAAGGUGGCCAAAGAUGUGUCAGUGCGUUUGCACAACGAGCUGGAGAAUGUAGAAGACAAGAGGACCAGGGCUGAAGAUGAGAAUGAGCUGCUGAGACAGAGGAUCAUUGAGGUGGAGAUCUCUAACCAGGCUCUACACAAUGAACUGGACAGAACCAAAGAGACUGGUACACGACGGAGAGGAAGCAGGGAAACAUUUAGGGACAAGAAGUCUCUGAACCAGGAGGACAGUGCAGAUCUCAGGUGUCAGCUGCAGUUCUCUAAGGAAGAAUCCACCCUCAUGCGUAAGAAGAUGGCCAAGCUGGGGAAGGAGAAGGACAAGCUAGAGCAGGAGAUCCAGCAGUAUAAGUCAGUCUACGGGGACGUGGACAGCCCUCUACCCCUUGCAGAGCUUGCAGGUGGUGGGCCCCACAGCACCAGGGAGGCUGAGCUACGGCUACGACUCAAACUGGUGGAGGAAGAGGCUAAUAUUCUGGGGAGGAAAAUUGUAGAGCUGGAGGUGGAGAACCGAGGCCUGAGGGCCGAGAACGAGGACAUCCGCUGCCAGUACGAGAGGGACUGUUUCGGCCGGGAGCCCUUCAGCAGCAUGCCCUCCUCCCCGUACGGCGGAGACGCUCUGGAGUCAGCCGGGGAGCUGCGACGCCACCUACAGUUUGUAGAGGAAGAGGCAGAACUUCUCCGGCGGUCCAUCUCGGAGAUCGAGGACCACAACAAGCAGCUGAUCUCAGAACUGAACCGCUUCAAGUUCGGCCCGAGAGACGAGGAAGGCGAGGUCGGAGUGAUGAUGAUGAUGAAGUCCGGUAAUGGGAGUAACGGAAGCGGUGUGGUGAUGAUGGAGGAGUUGAAGGCAGCCAGGAUGCAGAUAAAUGAGCUCAGUGGAAAGGUGAUGAAGCUGCAGUAUGAGAACAGAGUUCUGAUGUCCAACGUUCAGCGCUGUGACCUGGCCCAACACCUGGGCCUCCGCACCGGCUCCCCGCGGGACAGCGAUGCAGACAGCGACACCGGCCGCCGAGACUCCGCUGAGGAGGAAGAGACUGGGAGGCUCCUCCUUCUACACCCCAAGAGGGAGGGGCCUGUCGGUGGCGAAAGCGACUCGGAGGACCUCUUUGAGAAGACCACCACAACCUCGGGGUUUGGAAGUCACAAGCCCUCGGACGAGCUCAGCGUGCUCAGCGCCACCGAACUAUCUAAUCGUAGGCGAGAAGACCGCGAGACGUUCACGAAUGUCAAACGAGAAGCAGAGCGCCUUGGGAAGACCGUAGAUCGUCUCAUUAGCGACACGGAAAGUCUGAUCUAUGACGGAAAGAUUUUAAUAACAGGAGGAGAUUGUUUGAGUCUGGCUCUGGAGGGCAAUAAAGAUGACACCAUCCGCCUACCCGAUCCCAAACCAGACUCACAGGUCCUGGACACUAUCAACACCCGUAUGAAGGCCUUCCGCACAGAGCUCCAUAUCUUCAUGGAGAAGGUGGAUCACCUGGGAGAGGGCCUGAGGGAGAGGGGAAGUGACCGGGAUCGGGGAGACGACCUGUCACCCUUGCCCAACCUCACUGAGUCUAGUAGCUUCCUGUCUGGGGUCACCUCCAUGUCACGAGACUCGCCCAUCGGCACCCUGGGACGCGACCUGGUCACAGAUUUCCAGUCACGGUCCGGUGUGAGGGAUGAGUUGGAGUGGCGUCUAGGACAGGAGCGAGCCGUGGAGACCCAGAGCCAGGAGGGUAUUCCUCAGGGCCCGGUCCAGAACAGGGGAGCCAUCCUGGGACACACUAGAUACCACAGACCCCUCCUGGCUUCUUUAAGACUGGAGGAUGAGGAGCGGAGACGGCUGGAUCCGCAGGGUGUGAGGCCCAGGGGAGGUCUGGAUCUUACGGGCCUGCAGGCCCACGAGGCUCCCUGGGUCCAGGAAAGAACCCUACUGCAGCAGGAGGUCCGGUUGUUCAGACACAACACCAUCAUCUUCUAUAUGAAGCUACGCUGGAUCCUUAUGCACUGGAGGCUGGGGAAGAGGACAGAGGCAGGGGAGGAGGCCGCACACGCAGAGAUGGAGAGUAUUCCAGAGCUGAUCUUGGAGCACGGAGAGGGAGAGACGGAGAGAGAGGACAGGGACAGGUCGUUUACCCAGCUACCUCAGAUAGACUGCCCCGAGCCUGACUCCACAACCCAACUCCCCUCCUCUGAACGCCUGCAGCACCAGACACAGGUGGGGGAGAACCGUAGGGUGCUCCAUGCGGUGCGCUCCCUGUUAGAGGAGUUCAGGUCAGAGUUGAGGGAGGAGGAGAACAGGAGGUGCCAGCUGCAGCAGAACUAUGCCAAUGACAAGGCUUCCUGGGAGGUCAAAUGGGCAGAGAUGAAGUGUCACGUUGCUCAGCUGGAAGAGGAGAGACGAGAAGAGAAAGGAGAGGUGAGAGGAGAGGCCAGAGGGGAGACGCAGGGAGGAGGAGACCGGGCCUUUAAACAGGAGCGAGAGGAGCACCGUUGCCUCCUGGCAGAGAGCCACAGCACCUCCCUGGACCUCCACUGGAAGCUGCAGCAUGGAGAGAAGAGGUGGGGGAGGGAGAGGAGAGGCCUACUGGAACGCUUCGACCAGGAGAGACAAGAGUGGGACAGCAACAUGAGAAACAUGCACCACGAGAUGGAGAGGCUACAGAGAGAGCUUAACGUACGGAGGGGCAGUGAGGGCUCACCAACCGACAUCAAAGAAGGGGAGAGAGCAGGGGGACACAGGGGUGUCUUUUCCCCCCAGGAGAGCCCAUGCAAGGCCCCUCGCUCCCCAAGGUCACCACGCUUUCCUCGCUCUGCCAUCCCAGGCCCUGUUUCCCUCCCCACCCGCUCCCACUCCGACUCGGAGGCCCAUGAAGAGCAGGGGGAUGUAGUGAGGUUCAGAGGCCCAACGGAGAACCUUUUCCUGGACUAUCUCUGUGAAGCAGCUCGGGCUAAGUCGGUCUGUUCCAUGAGUGACUUCCAGCGUCUGAUGGACAGCUCUCCCUUCCUGCCUGACAGGGGUCGUCAUGGUGACCGUGGCCGUGACGACGUGACUCCGCCCCUGUCACCCGACGACCUGAAGUACAUUGAGGAGUUCAACAGUAAAGGUUGGGACUUCCCUGUCCCUGGCCCAUCCCCGACACCAGGCCACCACACCCCUACAGCCAUGGAGGCCUGGGCAGAACGACCCGCUUCAGAACCAUUCCAGCCGGCCUCGUGGUUCCUAACCACCAGCGCCACUUUGACCACCAAUACUCAAUCCAGCCACGAGCCCCCCUGCCCACCACACUGCCAGCGCUCCCCACUCAGGGGAAACGGGGGUAACAUAGGAGGGGGAGCAGGGGUCCACGUCUCCCACAGCCCCACCCGAUCCCCCGGGCCCUCCGAUCAAGACUACCUGUACCCCAAAGGAACUAAGGGGCAAGGGGGUGGGGGUGUUGGUGAAGUAGGGGGUGCCUCCGGGAUUGGGGGGGUAGGAGGUCCAGACGAGGUGUUUGGUGAUGGUAGGUGGCCUCCUUCCUGUCAUAAGGAGUUAUUAGAGGGUGGCGGGGGGGUUGGGGGUCCCAUCCCCACGGUGGGGUACGCCUCGUCUCUGGAGCUGCAGCUGUCACGGAACCUCAGUGAUGACAUGAAGGAGGUUGCCUUCUCCGUUAGGAACUACCGCUCUGGCACCUCGGACCACCUGGAGCAACAGAGACAGCUCCGAGAUAUGGCGUGUCAGACCAAUGGUUUCACCACUCGGGGAACCCAGACCACUCAGACCAUCAGCGUGGGGUUACAGACAGACAUCCUCCGCACCCUCACCAGCUCCCCCCACCGCUGCCUCACCCCUAAAGGAGGCUCCACCCCCAUCUCCUCCCCCUCCAGAAACAUCCGGAAGAUACAGUACUCCCCUGUGGUCCAGUCCAAGUUCGAGCGUCCAUGUUGUUCUCCUAAGUACGGCUCCCCUAAGCUCCAGAGGAAGCUGUCAACAUCAUCGAAGGCUGACCUCCAAGGUGGGGCCUCAAGCUCCACGGCCGGCCCCAGGGCCCCUACCCCUACCACCCCCCUGAAGGGUGCCUCUGAGUCGGCCUGGGCUCGCUCCACCACCACCAGGGACUCUCCGGUCCACACCACCAUCAACGACGGCCUGUCUUGUCUCUUCAACAUCAUAGACCACAGCCCCGUGGCCUACGAACCCCCGCAGUGCAAAUUCACCAAGUCCCCCAGCCGCUCCCGCCCCACCCCCCUUGACCCCUCACCUCCUGGUGAACCCGGUCUACCCCCCUCAGACCUCAAAGACCCAAGAUACCUUGGAGCUGUCCAGGAGUUUCUGAGGAAUGUCCGCGGGCGUUCUCCCAGCCCGGUGCAGCUGAUAGUAGAGACCCAGGGAGGGCCAGGGGGAACAGGGGGGGAGAGGACACCGGAGGUGGUCAGUAUACGCCAGGACCUGUCUGCCCCGCCUGGAUACACGCUGGCAGAGAACGCAGCCCGUCUGCUUAACAAGAAGCUGUUGGAGCAGAGCAUCAGGGAGGAGAAGAGACUGGGGUCUGGAGGGUCUGGAGGGUCCUCAGCCCAGGGACAGGGAGGCUACACGAGAGAGGGGCGACAGGCGGAGGGAGACAGGAACCAGUCAGGGUGUUUGGAGGACCUCCCUCGUUCCCGGUGGCUCCACCCCUGGAGUCGUGUUUCCUGCGUCCGGCGAGGCCAGCCAACCGCCGCCCCCCCUCCCGCUGGGCAGUCCGUUCUCCCUCCUCCUCCCCCCGAGGCUGGCACGAUGUCACAGGGCGGAGGUUCACCUUCCCCAUGUUGACUGGGACCAGUAAGAUUGAAGCCACCUGUAUGCUGGAGCUGGAUGAGACUGGAACAGGAACAAGACUGGAACCAUCGUCUUCUGCAUGAUAGAAUCAUUGCCCAUUACCCUGUCCUCCUUAACUCCCUUAACUUGCUCAACUCUCUUCCUCCUCUUCCCCUCUCUACUCCUCUCCACCCUCACCUUCCUCUCCUCCUCCUCCCUGAGCCUGGGUACCUCAGAAUCCCCCCCCCCCUUCUUUCGUAGGAAGGAGGUGUAAAUCGGGGGCUGAGACCCUGUAGCACCAGCUGACCAACCAGGAAGAAAAAGAACUAGAACUUAGAACUCUGGAAUGAAAAUGACCUGGAAUGUACUGUAACCAUGACAUCAAAACCAUUGUCAUCAGAGGUGCCUGUACUUGAUUUACUCGUAGUUCCAGCUGAUAUAUGUGUAUAUGUAUGUUAGUCUUAUAAUGGAAACUUUUUGAGGUGUUGAAAGAAAACAUUAAAACCGUCAUUAUAAUACUGGUACCAACAAUGGUUUUACAAAAGUUCUGUCUGUUGACCUUUUUUGUUUAUUUUGCAUUACAUAUCAUGUGUUAUAUUCUGUGUUUGUGUAAAUUCUCGGGUAAAACUUUUUUCUUAUUAAGUUGA
Molecule: messenger RNA, 6927 nt
Organism: Oncorhynchus gorbuscha (pink salmon)
Lineage: Eukaryota; Metazoa; Chordata; Actinopteri; Salmoniformes; Salmonidae
Product: microtubule cross-linking factor 1-like
Exons: 18
Coding region: 350-6295 (1981 amino acids)
Biological process (GO): regulation of autophagy
Source: RefSeq, a predicted model, not a curated record